UUAGGUACCCGGGCAUCUCCGCGGCCGGACACUGAGGCCGCGGCUGAAGGACCAAGCCAGCAGCCCCCGCCCCGGCGAGGAACAGGUGAUGGGCCGGUCGGGCCGGCUGCUGCUGUGGCUCGGCGCCGCGGGCGCCAUUCUCUGCUCCAGCUCGGGGUCCCAAGCGCCUUCUCUGACAUCCUCACCACGGCCGCUGCCCAUUCCCAGCGCCCAGGACCCAAAAGUCACCACCCGACCUGGCAGCUUGGAGCCACCCUUUCCCCUAAGUCCCCUAGGCACCGAGGGGCCUUGGCUGUUCUCCACCUGCGGGGCCAGCGGCCGACGCGGCCCCACACAAACGCAGUGUGACGGGGCGUACGCGGGCAGCAGCGUGGCGGUGACGGUGGGCGCCGCGGGGCCGCUGCGAGGUGUGCAGCUGUGGCGCGCGCCCAGCCCUGGGCAAUACCUGAUCUCGGCUUACGGAGCCGCGGGCGGCAAAGGCGCCAAGAACCACCUGUCGCGGGCACACGGCGUCUUCGUCUCCGCCGUCUUCUCGCUGGGUCGCGGGGACCCACUUUACAUCCUCGUGGGGCAGCAGGGAGAGGACGCCUGCCCCGGCGGGAGCCCGGAGAGCCGGCGCGUCUGCCUCGGAGAGUCCUGGGCGGCUGAAGAGCACGAGGCGACGGAUGGGCCCGAAACGGUGCCUGGGUCGAGGCGCUGGGCCGGGGGCGGCGGGGGCGGCGGGGGCGCCACUUUCGUCUUCCAGAUGCGCGAGGGCGAGCUGGAGCCGCUGCUAGUGGCUGCCGGAGGCGGUGGUCGGGCCUACCUGAGGCGGCGGGACAGAGGCUGGACUCAGGCCGCCCCCGAGAAGCUGGAGAACCGCUCAGCAGCGCCCGGGAGCGGCGGGAGAGGCGGGGCGGCAGGUGGAGGCGGCGGCUGGACUUCGCGGGCCCCCUCGCCGCAGGCCGGCCGCUCGCUGCGGGAGGGGGCCGAGGGCGGCCAGGGCUGCGCCGAAGCCUGGGCUGCCCUUGGCUGGGCGGCGGCCGGCGGCUUCGGGGGCGGCGGCGGGGCCUGCACCGCGGGAGGAGGCGGCGGCGGCUACCAGGGGGGUGAUGCUUCUGAGACUGACAUGCUCUGGGCUGAUGGGGAAGAUGGGGUGUCCUUCAUACACCCCAGCAGUGAGCUCUACCUGCAGCCUCUGGCAGUCAUGGAGAGUCACGGGGAAGUGGAGAUCCGAAGGCACCUCAACUGCAGCCAUUGCUCUUUGAAAGACUGCCAGUGGCAGCCAGCGCUCCAGUCACCCCAGUGCUUAUGCCCAGAGGGCAUGGAGCUCGCUGGGGACAACAUCACCUGCAUGGACCUGCCAGCGCCCCCAGGCCCUCUGGUUCUGAUGGUGGCUGUGAUGGCGACCUUGACACUGAGCCUCCUUAUGGUGUGUGGGGUCCUGAUUCUGGUGAACCAGAAGAAGUGGCAGGGCCUGUGGGGGACGAGGCUGCCAGGCCCUGAGCUCGAGCUGAGCAAGCUCCGAACAUCUGCCAUCAGGACAGCCCCCAAUCCCUAUUAUUGCCAAGUGGGGCAGGGCCCCGCCCAGUCCUGGCCUCUGCCCCCAGGGCUCACUGAGAUUUCCCCAGCCAACAUCACCCUGCUCAGGGCUCUGGGCCAUGGUGCCUUUGGGGAGGUAUACGAGGGACUGGUCAUUGGUCUUCCUGGGGACUCCAGCCCCCUGCAGGUGGCUAUCAAGACGCUGCCCGAGCUGUGCUCACGCCAGGAUGAGCUGGAUUUCCUCAUGGAGGCGCUCAUCAUCAGCAAGUUCAGCCACCGGAACAUUGUGCGGUGUGUGGGGCUCAGCCUGCGGGCUGCCCCUCGCCUCAUUCUGCUGGAGCUGAUGUCUGGCGGGGACAUGAAGAGUUUCCUGAGGCACAACCGGCCACACCUGGGCCAGCCGUCGCCUCUGGUCAUGCAGGACCUGCUGCAGCUGGCUCAGGACAUAGCCCAAGGCUGCCACUACUUGGAGGAAAAUCACUUCAUCCACAGGGACAUUGCUGCCCGUAACUGCCUGCUGAGCUGCACUGGGCCCAGCCGAGUGGCCAAGAUUGGGGACUUCGGGAUGGCAAGAGACAUCUACCGGGCCAGCUAUUACCGCAAGGGGGGCCGGGCCUUGCUCCCCGUCAAGUGGAUGCCCCCAGAGGCCUUCUUGGAGGGCAUCUUCACACCCAAGACAGACUCCUGGUCUUUUGGGGUGCUGCUCUGGGAGAUCUUCUCCCUGGGGUACAUGCCCUACCCUGGGCGCACCAACCAGGAGGUGCUGGACUUCGUUGUGGCGGGGGGCCGGAUGGACCCUCCCAGGGGCUGCCCGGGGCCUGUGUACCGCAUCAUGACCCAGUGUUGGCAGCACCAGCCUGAGCUGCGCCCUGGCUUCGCCAGCAUCCUGGAGCGGCUCCAGUACUGCACUCAGGACCCCGAUGUGCUGAAUGCGCCCCUGCCAAUGGAGCUGGGGCCCACCCUGGAGGAGGAAGGGGCGUCUGGGCUGGGAAACCGGUCUCUGGAGGGCCUCAGAGCCCUCCAACCCCAGGAACUGAGUCCAGAGAGCAUGAAGAGCUGGAGAGGGAACCCUCUCGGCCCCUGGUUGUCUUCUGGCCUCAAGCCCCUCAAAUCCAGGGGCCUCCAACCGCAGAACCUCUGGAACCCUACCUACGGCUCCUGGGCCCCUCGGGGCUGUGAGGGGGACGACUCGGGCACUGACCACAGCAAUGGCUCCUCCUCACGCUCCUUCCCGGCCUUCUAGGCACCAGGCGGCCGGUUCCCCAGUUAGCCUUUGUCCCCUGCAGCCUGUGCUGCAUGCUGGGCCUUAGGCAGGACCCCUGGGGGGAGCUUAGCCACUUCUGGGUGGGGGGCAUGCCGCAUCACCCCUGCAGGUGCUUCUAAUAAAAGCCCUUC
Messenger RNA from Lepus europaeus (European hare), 2916 nucleotides. It is a transcript of the gene LTK, whose product is annotated as leukocyte receptor tyrosine kinase. NCBI's taxonomy places the organism in Eukaryota, Metazoa, Chordata, Mammalia, Lagomorpha, Leporidae. Bases 89 to 2764 code for a protein of 891 amino acids. Gene Ontology annotation, biological process: cell surface receptor protein tyrosine kinase signaling pathway; multicellular organism development; regulation of neuron differentiation. Gene Ontology annotation, molecular function: transmembrane receptor protein tyrosine kinase activity; ATP binding. The record is from RefSeq and is a predicted model, not a curated record. Gene Ontology annotation, cellular component: signaling receptor complex; membrane. The transcript has 20 exons.